AUCCAUCUAUCGAUAAAGUAGUAAUGGUUUUAUCUUAAUGAACACCAAACAAACUUCACAGUUUACGUUAGUUUUUGUUCCUACCGAUGUCAAAAAAAAAAAAUCGCGUCUUCUCUGUUCGGCGUAGUCUAAUAAAACUUAUUAUUAAAUUAAGAAAAAACUUAUAUUAAAUAAUUUUAUACGUCAAACAAAGAAAGUUAAAAAUAAAAAAUCUAAUAGUUUCGAUUUUGUUCAAAGUGACAAAUAUUUUAUAUUUUCGAAGACGUAUGGCUAUAAUCCGAACGUGAUAUUAACCUUAAUUUUGUAAUAUCUGCUCGGAAUUUCAAAAACGAGCAGCAUGGCUAAAAUAGUUGAAUCAUUAAAAAGAUUAAGUGUUGAACACGGUACACGUAAACAUGAUGACAAUCGAACCGUCAAAAGAAAAAGCGAGUUAAUAUCAUCGAUAGAAGAAGCAGUAUCUCUUGAUCAUAAUUAUAUUCUUGCUGUCUGUGGAACACAAAGUGAUCCAGAAUUUCGAAUUGGUACUGCUUUAUCUGAUCAUACAUGUGUAAUAUAUUCUGUUGGGGAAAGUUUAAACCAAACUAUUACAUUAACUCAUAAUCAAGCACCUAUUGUUGGUAUUAGGUUUAGUCCUACUUCUAGAAAUAUUUUAUAUACAGCAAUGAAUAAUGGGCAAAUUACAGCAUGUGAUUUACGAGCUAAAGGCAAAGUUAUUGCAAGGUUUAAAGAUAGUACAGAAGAUGGCAAAAUGAGACCUCUUUGUAGUUUUGAUGUUAGUUGUGAUGAAAAACUUGUAGCAGGUGGUACUGAGCAUAUUGGAGGAGAUGCAUUUAUUUUAUUUUGGGAUAGUCGACAUACUAAUUCAAAAUUGGAUGAUAAAAAUAAUCUUCUUGGUGGAUAUUGGGAAUCUCAUAUGGAAGAUGUAACCUCUUUGGCAUUUCAUUCUAGUAAGCAGGAUGUCUUAGCAUCGGGUAGUACAGAUGGACUGAUUAAUGUCUUUGACCUUACACAGCCAUCAGAAGAUUCUGCAUUAACUUAUUCCUUAAAUACCGAAUCAUCUGUGGAUAGGAUAGGCUGGUUAAAUGAUGAUAAUCUUUGGUGCACAACACAUAAUUCAUUACAACUUUGGGACUGUGAUGGAGCAACUCCAUAUGCUAAAUUUGAGCGUAGUAAUUUAACAGUUUCUCAAAAUGAUGAUCCAGAUGAUUGUUAUAUAGUUAGAUUUCAUGCUUCAAAUGCACUUGGACAACCAUUUCUCCUUGCAGGUUCCAGUAAUGUUAAAGGGGAAAAUUUGAGAUGUUUAAAUAUCAUAAAUGAUCGAUUAGAAACAUGUUAUAAUAUGAUAGGAAAUAAACAAAUAGUACGUGAUAGCUGGCUACAUGAAAAGAGUGGUUCUUUAAUAACAGUAGGUGAAGGUGGACUUAUAAAUAUUUGGAGACAAACUGAAACUAUAUCUAUCCAACAAAAUUCUAGCCAUAAAUUGAUGGCAAAAAUUGGUACUGGCAAAGGACGGGAUCGUCAACAUAGAACUAAGCCAUAUUAAAAUUGAUAGGAUAAAAAUUUGUAAAUGCAAAAAAAGUUUUUGUAAGUAAAUAUAAUAAACAGAAGAGAAAUAUUACGUAACAUUAACAUAAUCGUACAUUUCCCUCACGUUUUUCUUUAUUACAAUAACAGUUGUAUGUACAUUUAUAAUAAAUAGAUAUUAUUUCCUUAUGCGGUUAAUGAUUUAACAGCGAUUCAUGUAUCAAUCGAAAAAUGUAGCAUAUGUAUAUAUAAACGUUAAGGAAUGUAAAUCACAUAUCAUUAUGUAUAUAUCUGUAUAGAAUUGAAACAGGAA
Apis florea (little honeybee) is the source of this 1837-nucleotide messenger RNA. Its product is annotated as WD repeat-containing protein 89. NCBI's taxonomy places the organism in Eukaryota, Metazoa, Arthropoda, Insecta, Hymenoptera, Apidae. Gene Ontology annotation, molecular function: protein binding. The record is from RefSeq and is a predicted model, not a curated record.